CACAACUUCAUUCUUUCUCUUUCUCUCUCUAGAAAUCAAACCAUCACAAAAAUGGCAGCCGACGACGAUACCUUAACAAUUCCAAGGCCUCUAGUGAAUCUUACAAAUCAAAAUACAAGAAAGAAGACGAGGCUAAUCGUCUUAAUCAUGUUCAAUUUAACCAUCAUAUCAUUCAUCCUAAUCAUACGUUUCGCUCACCCUCAAAAACCUAAAUUCCUCCUUCAAGAUGCAACCGUCUUCAUCUUCAACCUCUCAACAUCUCCUCCAAAUCUUCUCAAUUCCACUUUACAGAUCACCAUAGCUUCUCAAAACCCUAACAAGGUCUCCGGCAUCUAUUAUGACGAUCUGGGUAUUUAUGCAGAGUACAAGGAACAACAAAUCACUUAUCAAACUGCAAUUCCUCGAGUUUAUCAGGAUCAUAAAGAGACUAAUGUUUGGUCAUUGUUUAUUAAUGGAGGUAACGUACCGAUUGCUCCGUAUAAUGUUCCUGUUCUUAGAUGGGAUCAGUCAAAUGGGUUUAUUAAUCUUGUUAUUAAGAUUGAUGGACAUGUUCGAUGGAAGAUUGGUUCGUUUACGACUCGUAAGUAUCAUUUUCAUGUUGUUUGUAAUGCUAAUAUGGAUUUUAGAGGUAAAUUUAGUAAUAAUGAUGGUGUUGUUGUGUUUUCAUCGGUUAAGUAUCAGCUUUACCGGCGAUGUACCGUCGCCGUCUAAUCUCCGAUUGAUCACUUAUUGUUUAUUUAGGAAAUGAUGUUCAUUUUAUCAAUAAAUGAAUCUUGUUAGU
Molecule: messenger RNA, 781 nt
Organism: Impatiens glandulifera
Lineage: Eukaryota; Viridiplantae; Streptophyta; Magnoliopsida; Ericales; Balsaminaceae
Product: NDR1/HIN1-like protein 1
Exons: 1
Coding region: 52-711 (219 amino acids)
Biological process (GO): defense response to other organism
Source: RefSeq, a predicted model, not a curated record